AGAAGGGCUGUACUUCCAGCCUCACACCUGAGAAUAGUUUGGUCACAGUGCUAUGGGUUUUAGCUCUGGAUUAGGGAAGGUGGACCUCUAAAUUAACAGAAUCAUAGGGAAGGUCAGGAUUAAAGCAUCUGGGAGUGGGGAUGUGUUUACUACUCUAGCUUUCCCAACUGGCUUCUCCACCCUUUCAUUGUCUUCCUGCUCAGACUUACUUUCAGUUCCCCUUAAUGAUCUUUGGGUGUGGUGUCUUGGGCUCUUUCUUGGCACCCCAAGUUUUGCCCCUCUGGUUUAGACACCACCACAUACAUUGAAAGAUCUACUGAGAGCCUGAAGGACACAAGUCAUUUUGAACCAUGAGAGGGGAUCAUCAUUGUGAUCAGCAGUCUGAUACCAUCAUUUACCUUUUUUUAUUUUGAAAAUGUGGCUGUUUACUCAUCUCUGGACUUCUAUCACUUCUCCCAUUUCUCAUCAUUCUUUCCUGACAAGAAACUUCAGUCAUCGAUAAAGAAUAUCUAUAGGUACAGGAAAAGGUAUUCUAAGUUUAUCAAUUUAGCCACUUUCCUCUUUACUGACCCUGAAGAUCCAGUAUUGGGGAAGAGAUGGCAGUGAAUACCAGACAGAGACUAGUCCAGUACUUAGGGGAAUUGAAGGAGGAGGAGCUGAAGACAUUCAGGCUGCUGCUGAAAAAUUAUCUUCUAGGGAAAGAAUUUUUAAAAAAAAAACAUCAGAACCAGCUAGAGAAAGCUGGUCAUACUAAAAUGGCCUCCAUUAUAGUCAAUAUCUUUGAUGACCAGAGAGUAUGGGAUGUUGUGAUGAGAAUCUGGGAGAAGAUGGAAUUGAAGGAGCUGUGUGAAAGAGCAAAGGCUGAAGAUCCUCUGAUGGGUAACAGAAGAAAAUAUAUAAACAGAAUGAGAGAGAAAUUCAGUCUUACUUGGGAUGGUAGCUCUUGUCUCAAAAACCUUGGAGACUUACACAAGGAAUUCACACCUCUUCUGCUUCUGUGUAAAUCCAGAGAACCAGAGAAUAUACCCAUGGAAAAUAAACAUAACUCAGUCAUGACAAAACAAGCACACAUCAUUGACAUAACAGCAUUAUUUGGGCCUGAUAAGAAACAUGUUCCACAGACUGUUGUGCUACAUGGUGCUCCUGGAAUUGGGAAAACAAUACUGACAAGAAAGAUAAUGCUAGACUGGGCACAGGGAGACCUCUUUCAGGACAGGUUUCAAAAUGUUUUUUACCUGAACUGCAGAACACUAAACCUUAUGUUAGAAAUGAGUUUAGCUGAUCUGAUUUCCAAAGAUUGGCCAGACUUCCAAGUACCCAUAGAGGCAAUUAUGUCCAAGCCAAAAGCACUCCUUUUCAUUAUUGAUGGUUUUGAGGAACUGAAGUGGCCCUUUGAGGAACCUAAAUCUGAACUAUGUCACCACUGGGAGGAAAAGCAUCCAGUGCCUAUACUCCUGGGCAGUUUACUAAGGAAAACAAUAUUUCCCAAGUCAUCCUUACUGAUCACUACACGGCCCUCAGCUAUGGGAAUGCUGAAGUUCUUACCAGACAAUCCACACUGUGUAGAGAUCCUGGGAUUUACUGAAGCUAAUAUUGAGACAUAUAUCUCUAAGUUUUUCAAAACUGAAGCUAAGGUGCUAAAAGCCCUCAGUGUGAUAAAAGCCAAUGAUUCUCUGCUGAAUAUGUGUUCUGUCCCCCUGGAGUGCUGGAUUGUCUGCACUUGCCUGAAACAGCACAUGGAAAGAGAAGAGCCCAUGUUGAUUCCCCAAACCACCACAGCUCUCUAUGUGUCUUAUCUUUCUUUUGGAUUAUCUAAUGAUGGGAGCUAUCCAAGUCAGCACCAUGACACCCAACUGAAAGGCCUGUGUUCUUUGGCUGCAGAGGAAUUCUGGGGUGGGAAGUCCACAUUUGAUGGAGAUGACCUUAAGAGACAUGGGUUAGAUGUAUCUGAUGACUCUGCUUUCCUGGGCAUGUACAUUCUUGAGAAAAAGAAUGACUAUAAAAACUGCUACAGUUUCAUUCACAGGAGAUUCCUGGAAUUUUUUGCUGCCAUGUUCUAUGUGCUGGAGGAAGAGAAGGAAAGAAGAGAUGAUCCUAUCUUUGGGAGGGAUAUAAAAGAGCUACUGAAACAGUAUAGAGAAUAUGGCACAGAGGUUUCCAUAGUGCGUUUCCUUUUUGGCCUCCUGAAUGAAAAGACUGUGAGAGAGCUGGAGAGAAAUUUCAUCUGCCCAAUGUCAGAAAGAGUGAAGGCAGAAUUACUACAAUGGAUGAUCGUAGAAAGCAAUACACAGAGGACUAUGAAUCCUCUAUUGUACUCAGAUCCUUUGAAAAUGUUUCACUGUUUAUACGAGAUUCAGAAGGAGGCACUGGUGAAGCAGGCAAUGGAAUAUUUCCCAAGAAUAAGAUUAUCUCUUCACACCCAGAAGGAUGUCCUUGUCUCUAUAUUCUGCAUUAAGUUAUGCUGUAGUGUGGAGAGAAUGUGGUUGCAUGUCAGUCAAACUUUGGCUCUGAUGUACAGUUCUCCUCUCAUCCUCAGUCAAUGGCAGGAGCUUAUCUCCAUACUCAGCAAUAAGCAAAGCCUGAAGGAACUGGAAAUAAGUGGCAGUUUCCUAGAUGACAGAUCAAUGAAGAUACUUUAUAAGGAGCUAAGACACCCUAACUGUAAACUGCAGACCCUGAGGCUCCCUCUCGCUGAAUUAAGCAAAGACAUGAAAAAAGAGCUUGAAGCCCUGCUGAAGAUAAAGCCUUCCAUAAAAAAUAUAGAGACAAUUCCUGAUGUUGACAUGAAAAAAGAGAAACGUCAUAAUUCUCCACAGGAGCAUCAGAGGUCCAGAACAGGAGAAGGAGCCCCACAAACAAAGCCAGAAGUGACUUCCUCACUACCCAAUUUUGACCCUUUAAAAGAUGAACAGUUAGAUCUGGAGAGGUGCCACAAUAAGUUCCUGGGACCAAAUGGACCAAUAAAUCUUGAACUGACAGAUAAGAACAGAAACAUAUACAGAGUUCAUUUACCUACGGCUGGCUUCUACCACUGGCCUGAUACUGGACUUGGUUUUUCUGUGAAAAGUGAGGUGACUGUUGACAUUGAAUUUGGUACCUGGAAUCGGCACCUGGAUUGGACUCAGAAGCAAAGCUGGAUGAUUGCUGGUCCUCUAUUUCACAUCAGAGUUGAUCCUGAGGUUGUGACUUCUGUGCAUCUCCCUCAUUUUGUAUAUCUCCAAGGAGGAAAAUUUGAUGUCUCCUUGUUCAAAAUUGCUCACUUUAAAGAAGAGGGUAUGGUCCUGGAGAAUCCAACAAGAGUGGAGUCAUCCCAUGCCAUCCUGGAAAACCCUAGCUUUUCUACCAUGGGAGUUCUGCUGAGAAUUAUGCAUUCUACCUUUAAAUUCAUUCCCAUUUAUUCCACUACUCUGGUAUACUGCCAUCUCAGGGCUGAAGACAUUACACUCCACCUGUAUCUGAUUCCCAGUGACUGUACAAUACGGAAGGCUAUAGAUGAAGAAGAAGCAAAGUUCCACUUUUUACGCUUGCAUAAGCCAUCUCCAGUAACCCCACUCUACAUUGGCUCUCGUUUCUUAGUAUCUGGAUCAAAACACUUGGAAAUAAUGCCUGCAGAACUAGAACUCUGUUACCAGAGUGCUGGGGAGUGUCAGUUUUUCUCUGAGAUUUACUCCAGCAAUGUGAAGGAGAAAAUCAGUUUGGAUCUGAGACAUCCAAAUGGGACACUGGUGUGGGAGACACUGGUGAGAUCAGGAGAUCUUGGACUUGCUUGUGCCCCAGUCUCUUCAGGUCCCACAGGACUUCACUUUGUUGACCAACACAGGGAUCAGAUAAUUUCUCGGGUAACAGCAGUGGACAUGAUCCUCGACAAACUUUACAGCCAGUUCCUCAGUAAUGAGGAGUAUGAGCACAUACGGGCAGAGAAAACUAACCCUGAUAAAAUGAGAAGACUGUUUAGUUUUAGCACAUCUUGGGAUAGGAAUUACAGAGAUCACUUGUAUGAGAUCCUAAAAGAGACACAUCCUCACCUAAUAAAUGAAAUACAGAAUACCGACAAGGCAGUAGUGAAAAAGCCACUGGGGGCCAAUAACAUUGCCAUUUCUCCUUAUAAGCUAAAUUAGGUUAAUGUCCAGUUACUGAGCAGCAGCUGAUGAAAAUUUUCACAAAGUUCAAAAAUUGACUAGAGUGAUGUAGAGCACAAGACUGUGGUUUAUGUUGAAAUUUAAUUAGAAACAUUAGUAUUUUCACAUUUUAAAUAAUCUAAAUUUUUCAGUAAGUCUGUAGCAUUUAUACAGAAGUUUUUAAAAUUUAAAACUGCACUAAAACGUUUGGGACAUUCUGUAUAUAAAGCAGAUACAAGACAACUUUGGAGAGGAAUACACUAGCAGUUGAGGAAGCAUGAAAAUUGUAAUGAGCUGAAUCUUAACGGUGAGAAGAGACAGCAAUUCAGGCAUGGGGUGGGGGACAUCCAGUGCAAAGGCAAGGAGGGUGACACAAUGUGUGGGGGAACAGCAAAUAGGCCACAUAGCUUAAUGUGAAGGGGAGCAAUACAUAAGAAGGGGAGCAUAUAUAAGGAUGUGGCCAGGUUGUGAAGACCUUUAAAUGCCAAAAUGAGGAUUUUAUAUUUGAUCCUAAAGGUAGUAGGGAUCUACUGGAGUUUAAGUACAGUGGCUGUCUGGUCAAACCUACAGUUUAUGAAAAUCAUUUUGCCUGCUGCAUGAAGAAUGAACUAGAUUGGGUAGAAAUGGGAAGCAGAAGCACUAGUAGGAAAACAUUUCAAUAGGUGAAAGGUGACAAGGGCUUUAACUAGGGUGAUAGGUGAGUAGAGUGAAGGGGACAUAUGUAAGAGAUUUUAUAGGGACAAAAAUGAAAUUUAACAAUCUAUUGGACAUGUGCAGUGAGAAAGAAGAGCCAAGAAUCAAACUAAAGUUAAGAAAUUGGGUAACUGGAAAGAUGGUCAGACCAUCAACAGUAAUAAGUUUAUUAAAAGCUUGAAUUUGAGGUGGGGAGAGGAGACAUAAUGAGUACUGUUUGUACAUGUUAAGUUUGAAAUGUCUACAGGAGAGCUAAUUCAAAAUGCAAAAUAAAGAGCAGUUGAUGCAGAAAUUCAUCUCUAUUGCAAAUGAUGCCUAAUAGAAUCCUUGGUCAUGUGACCAACAAGAUGGAAGACUAGACAUUUUCUGAUUCCCAUGAGUUCUUAAACCUCUCCAAAAGAGAAAGUAUAUGCCAAAGGUAAAACAACUUCAGCAGUCUCCAUGGUCUAUGAUACCCCAAACCCAAAAAGCUAAAAAAACAAAACAAAACCAUGAACUGGUGUCUACCCUGAACUCAGAAAGCACCCCUUUCCCUCAUUACUCACCAUACUACUGGCAGUGAGAAUGUACCAGUCAAUUCAAAGGCCUGACCCACAAACUUGCAAUAAAACCCAAACAUACACCCCAACUUCCCUCCCCCUUCCACAUGCCAUGGAGAAAAGAGCUCCAUGUUGCAGAAGUUUGCUUGAUGACCACUGUCAUGAUAGUGUUCUGUGCUGAAAAUGAUUUUUGCCAAAGAGUAGAGAAACAGUGGGUAAGGGACAGGACACAUCUCUAGACCUGAAAAACUGUUCAACUCCACACUCUUUCCUCCUUUCCUCCUAGAGCCUUAAGGACCCAAACUCCAAAUGACAGAAACAACUCUGGCUACAGUGAUGUCAAAGUGGCAGUGCUUAGAGCUGACAGGCUAGAGAAAUGAGAACAGAGAGAAAGGAAAAGGAGGGAGGGUCAUAGCAUUGGGUUGGGGGAGCUUAAGGCACUCCACUGAACCUUCCACUCAAAAGUUAGUAUGGGCAAAGACCUAGGCUGGUGAACUGUGACUGCCCACUGUGGAAGGAGGCUGAGAUGCUUUGAAAUACAUUCCUCAGGGAAACCAACAUUGGAGGGAGGGAGUCAGAAAGUAACUAAUAGGGAGGUGGUAGGGAUAUUAACAAAGAAAUCAAGAAGAAACAAAAGCCUUGAUUAUAAGCAGAUAAAUCAACAAGGAAAACCUUAGAAGGAAAUAUGGCUUCCAGAUCUAGCAAACAAGUUUAAGUAUCUAUGAAUAAAUAUUCAAAACAAAGCAAACUAAGAUAACAUUUAAUGAGGCAGAAGACCCUGUGAAAUUUGGGGGAACAUGGAAGUACAAAACAUUGCUCCUGAAUGAUUUAAAAGAAAAUUGAGAAUUAUGACAGCAGAAUUUAUGGCCUGUACAGCAAAAAUAAUUGGCAGAAUAGAAACACUGGAAUCUGUAAGGGCAAGUCACAAAGAAAUAAAAGAGAGAAUAAUAGAUUCGGAAUUAAAAUGCACAGAAGUUAACCACAAUCUAGAAGUAGAGAAGCAAAAAAUGAUAAUAUAGAAAGAAAAUAUGUUCUCUAUCCAAACAAAACGUAAUGAUCUCAAAGACAGGAUAUACAGAGACAACUUAAGGUUGAGUCUACUGGAAGAAGAUAAGGCAAAAAACCUAAACAUGAUAAUGCAAGAAAUACAAGAAAACUGCUCAGGUCUUAACACAGAAAAUAAAAUACCAACUGAAAGAAUUAAUAGAUUUCCUCCCAAAACAAAACAAAACAAAAAACUCAUGGCUGCAAAUUCCAAGAUAUACAGUGGUUAAAUUUAACAAUUCAAUUCAGAAACAAGUUCCACAAGUAACCAGGAGAAAGACCUUCAAAUUCAAAGGAAAAGAAAUUCAAUACACAAGACUAUUUUGAACCCACUAGAAAAUGCAGAAAGGAAUGGAAUAGUGUAUUCUGAAAAGCAAUUUGCAAAUCUAAGAUUGACCGCAUAGGAAAAAAAAGAUAGAUGUUUAAUAAUAAAGAGAUGUUUGAAACAUUCUUAGAAAGAAAAUGAGACUUGAUAUGAAGUCUAACAUAUUUUGAAAAUGCAUAUCCAUAUGAAUGUAAACCUCAGUUAACGUUUAAAGUUUCUUCCCUUCCUGUGGAUUUAGGGUAUGGCUUAUAAAAGACCAUCAGAAUUAUGGAAAUGCACAGACUUUGAGAGUGGUAAAGGACUUCCAGGUCACUUAGUUCAAACUUCAAUGCAGGGAUAAAUCUACUUGUAGCAUUUGGGGCACCCUCUUCUCAUAAGUGGGGACCCAGAAAUAUUUGUUUUAAAACAUUUUCACUGUGGGUUGAUAUUCAUUAAACACACACACACACACACA
Molecule: messenger RNA, 7173 nt
Organism: Phascolarctos cinereus (koala)
Lineage: Eukaryota; Metazoa; Chordata; Mammalia; Diprotodontia; Phascolarctidae
Product: NACHT, LRR and PYD domains-containing protein 1
Biological process (GO): regulation of inflammatory response; innate immune response; inflammatory response
Cellular component (GO): cytoplasm
Source: RefSeq, a predicted model, not a curated record